GUAACUAACUGCGAGGAAGUCCUCUUCUUCUCUCCUCUUCUAUCUGUCAAGCUGGCAGACAAAUUUGAUGUUUCAAAGCCACACAUCGGCAGCUAACUGUAUUUAAUAAAGAUGGGUGAACAAGACCCAACUAACAGGCUACCAUGUGACGAAAUAAAGGAUCCGAAGGAAAAUGACACAAGUUUUUCCCAGUUUUCCACCAGUGUACGCACCAUGAUGCGAAUUCGCCAAAAGUACCAGGCCAUCAAGAAACGGCGUAUGGAAAACCUUCAGAAUUCCAUAUCUCCACGGUCGCACAGCCCCAAAUUUUUCACCUUUGAGAGUUUCCCAGAGCCUGCUUCUCCACGCAAACGCAAGAAAAAGAGGAAGACACGAAUCUUGUAUCCGAGCAACAGUUUGAGAGCUGUUCCCACAAAAGAGCACAGCCGAGCCAAGAAGUGUCUGUACUUGUUGUGCAUCAUUGUCUUUCUGCAGGUUUACAAUGCCUUCGAGAACCUAGACGACCACGUCCUCAUGUACGAUCUAGACGGACUUGAAAAGACCCUGAAAAGGGAAGUGUUUGGACAACAGGAAGUGACCGAGGGCAUUCUAGAGCAUUUACAAGAUUAUUUGUCAACUUAUGUUCACAAUAAACCUUUGGUGCUGUCGCUUCAUGGACCGACUGGAGUCGGGAAGAGCCACGUUGGUCGAUUGUUGGCUCAGCAUUUUCGUUCAGUGGUAGGCGACCAAUUGGUAAUGCAAUACUUUGUGCUGCACCACUGCCCUACGGAUGACGAUAUCCCUCACUGCACCACCGCUCUGGACGCCCGCAUCACUGAAAUGGUCACUCAAGCUGAGGAAGAAGAGAAGAUACCGCUCUUCAUCUUCGACGAGGUGGAACACAUGCCCAGAGAGUUGCUGGACACAUUACAAGAUCUGACACAACCCCAAAAAAACAACGAAUACUUAAAUGCAAUCUACAUUAUAAUUAGCAACUUGGGACAUGAGGAUAUCACCAAAUUUGUCCUUCAUAACUCUAGUGUCGCCGUCUCGGGCCCUUUGAGCUUGAGUCAAGGACUGACCCCUUGGUUGCGCAGCUACUUGCAAAGUUACCACUCGCUAUUCCUGGAAGCCGAGUUCCUACCCUUCACUCUUUUAGAGAAAAGCCAUGUAAUGGAGUGUUUUAUUGACGAGAUGUCUCGAGAAGGAUUCUACCCAGAUCGCCCACACGUAGAAAAACUAGCGGAAGAACUCUCGUACUAUAAUGUAGGAAAGUGGGCAUUUUCCCACACCGGAUGCAGGAAGGUUGUAGCAAAGGUGAACCUUCUCUAAAACACAAUCUGCCAUGCAGAUGUUCGACAUGCAAGGAUGAUACCAUUGGUGGGACUCAAUUGUGAGUAGGGUUGGGACCCGAGAACCGUUCCAGGAUGAUUUUCAGUUCUGAUAAAGGUUCCCAAGCAUGCAAUUUUCCAACCAAAAUGGACGGAACAUGUACUAAAGGCUAGGUUUCCUGCAGUGCAACUCAGCAACAGCACUGUCCCUCUAUAUCUGUGCUGUCGAAAUCUGGCAUUUGGCAACAGACAGCUGAAGGGAAGUAAAUGCAAUAAGAAUGGCAUUAUCUUAUUUUCAAAUAACUCUUCCUCAAAAGUACUAAAGGAAGCAUUAAUGGAACCAUUAAGUAACCGCAAUCAUUAAGAAGAUUCGGAAGCGGAAUUCCUUACGAUUCCCAUCCCUUAUAGUAAGCCCUUGUGAGAUGUUUGCCAUUGUGUUUGGUCUUAUUGACCCCGUUUCCACCUGGUAUUAAGAUGCGUCUCGGAUGAGCUGAUCACAUGUGGUCAGGUGAGACACAUCCUUUUAAAGCUGCUCGUAAAUGGCAACGCUUAAACUUGUUUUAGUGUAUUAGUUUGAUUGACAGGUGAGUGAUGGCGCAUUAUUGCUACCAGAAUGCAUACAGGACAGAUUAGCAUUUACACCUCAAAUGCGAUUAGGUCACAUGUGAUCCGAUCACAACCCCGUUUAGACCAUAGACUGUAAAAAAAGAUGGACGACGCCCCUUCUCUCUUUUCCAUUGGUGAGAACUGAAGCCGCCAGUGUCCCGAUAUGGCGCUGACAUCUUGGGACUCGAGUCUGCGCAGUUGCGAUUUCGGGACCAGACCUGCGCAGUAGUGAGCAGGAAGUAAAGCUGCGAAAUCAAGGCCCCGCCCUCACUCUCGCUGAAUCAAUCGCAAGCACACGCCCCUGCACUUUUGACGGUUUGAAAUUAUUAAUUAUAGAAAUUUAUAUAUUAAAUUUAAAGCUUCAAUCUCCUCCGAAGAUCCCGAAAAAAAGUCUGUUGGUGCUUCAGUGACUACUUCGCUCAGAGAACCUGUCAAUCAUGAUGUCAAUCAUGAUGUCACAGCACUGUACAUUAAAUGACAGAAACUAUCUUUGGAAAAAAGAUAUGUGAAGUGUAAUUUAAUUGUUUAGUUGGUCUCACGUCCCGUUGAAUAACAUGGGGAGGCGGGGUUUAUGACCUAUACUAGGACCAGUCACCGGGGGGCGAUCGAGACGUUUUGGCUUAAUUUUUGAGGGCUUGUGCGGCACACUUGGUUUAGACCCGUAUUUAGCGCUGACCACAUGUGAUCGGAUCACCCGAAACGCAACUUAAUACCAAAUGGAAACGGGUUUAUUGUCAAGCAUUUCAAUUAUUUUACAUUGUCUUUUUUGUGAAACAUUGUUGUUAUAACUGUGCAUUAUGAUUGUAAAGAUUGUGUAAACAAACAGCAUAAAGUAUUUUAUUCUCAUACAUGCACUGUGACGUAGAUGAUUCAAGCACAAAAACUGUAC
This is a messenger RNA of Xyrauchen texanus (razorback sucker), 2805 nucleotides long. Its product is annotated as torsin-4A-like. Gene Ontology annotation, molecular function: ATP binding; ATP hydrolysis activity. Bases 112 to 1311 code for a protein of 399 amino acids. The transcript has 2 exons. Gene Ontology annotation, cellular component: endoplasmic reticulum lumen; nuclear envelope. Lineage: Eukaryota; Metazoa; Chordata; Actinopteri; Cypriniformes; Catostomidae. The record is from RefSeq and is a predicted model, not a curated record.